AUGAAUGAAAGUGAACAAGGUCAGGCGGAUCAGCCCUUAACACCGCCCGAAUGUGCGGCUUCGUUGAUCAGAGUCGGUGACGACAGCGACAGUGGCUCUUUGGCUGACAUGACAGUAAAGAAGGAGCGGAUUCUGUCAUUGUUGAAGGGAGUAACUGUAAAAUACGACAGUAAUGUAGCGCCUUUUAAGGUGAAGGGUGGGGCUGAAAAUGGACUUCUGAUUACAGUAGGAGAGGUUGUGACGGCUUCUGAAGAGCUGCACGAAGAUGACGUUAUCUUCUCAGUUAAUGGAUUGUAAGUUUUGUAGUAUUUUACAGUUUUUAUGUUGAAUUUAAAUGAAAAAAUAAACGAAAUGUAAAUUUGCAUAAAUGGUUUAAUAUUUUAGGCAUUUUCCUGGCAAAACCCUUUUGGAAGCGCAACAAACACUAAAGUUAUUAUCUCUGAACAACUCGGAACUCCAACUAGAGGUCAUUAAUAAAGGUAAACGUCCACUUUAUGAUUAAACGGCGUAUUUUCAGGCGUGUUAACAGCUGAUAUCCGCGAACUCUUCAAAGACCAGACACUGAUCGAGUUGCAUAUGACAAUGCGGGACAAUAUUCUGCUCAACUCUGUGCCAUGUAAGUGUUGGUAUAGUUAUUAUUGUAAACUUUGUUGAUAUGAAUUUAGUUUGUUAAGUUUAUGAAAACCAAUGUUAAUAUAGAGAGCACUUCACUAUCAAUGUUAAUAUUGAUAACAUGAAAAAGAUUGAUUUGAUAUUUAUAAAAGUAGCUGAAUGUUAAAAAUACAACUUGAGCAGUGAUAGAUUACACUAUUUACCAUAAUAUUGUUGAUCUCACACUCGAACAGAUGACCGAGCCCUUUAAUUUACAAUUUAUAUUGUUUUUGAUCACAUUGUUUUUAUAGUAGUUAGUGUAAUAUCAAGGUUUAAAGCUCCUUUCCCGUUCAUAGACAUUCUCAGUUUGUUGUGUAACGCCGUAAGUGUAAUAUGGCUCUGAUGCGACUUUUUCUAGACACUACCCGACCACGGUACACACACGAGGUCGAUGGUGAGGACUACAUCUUCGUGUCCAACGAUGAGUUUCAGCGACUUCAGAAGGCGCACUCCUUCCUCGAGUGCGGCGAGUUCGAAGGUAAUUUAAACAAAGUGGUCAUUUCAAUUUGAUUAGGAGUUUGGACUUUUGUCCCGAGAGUCUCGACUCUUCUUCGCACCCUCCAGCCAAAACGGCCCAAGGUUCUGGAAACCGGCUCUUGGAGUUGGGGAGGUUUUGCAGAUAUGUAAAUUUUGGAAGUAACAAAAAGCGAGGAUUUAGGCUACAUUGUGUUUCAUAUUGUCAUACUUUUUGUCUUUGUCAUCAGUUUUUCAUUUUUCUAAAUUUGAAAAUUUUGAUAUCUUCUAACGUCUACUAUAAUAUAAUACUCUCAAAAUGUAUCUAAUGUACACGUCUUCACUAAGCUUUAACGUAAGCAGUAAUUAAAAUUACUGUUCACCGGUUAAUGCUUUCACAUUAAGGCUUGAAAGGAACAUUAAAAACACGUAAAUGGUUUGUCUGAUUCAAACAUUCGGCCGCAGGGGCCAAAGGGCAGCCGGCUGAAGAGCUAUUAGCCAUUUAGGGGAAAUCUGGGUUUGGGCGCUUAAUGUGGACAUUGUUUUUUGUUUUCAUUUCCGAUUUAAUCGUCCACGACACGAACAACCGGCUGGCAAAUUCAAGGAGUGACCAGUAAUUUGAAUAACAUAUUUAGUUUAACAGCAGUUAUUACUUAUUAUAUCUUAGAUUUUUAAGUAGUUUAACUUAAUUUAGGUGUUAUUAUAGGUCACAAGUUUUUUAAUUCAAAUUAUUUUUUUAGAUUUUUUUUCUCAAAAAAUACCUAAGCAUGCCUUUUUCCUAAGUCAUAAGAACAACAUUUAUGUUUUAUCCUAGGUUAGUAAGUCUUUUGUAAUGUUUCUUUUCUGACAGUUAGAUGCUCACGUUGUUCUGUAGAUCCCCGAAGGUAUUGCGCGACAAAUCAUUCACUCAGCUGACCCAUUUUAACUUAAAUAACUUACGAUCACAAUUACUUUCUUGUUACUUUCAAAGGUCUAACGGUAUGUAGUCACGUUUUAAUGUAGUUCCGAACGUUCUUUGACGUUUCUGAAUGCAUAUGUAGUGGGUCACGUUGAGGACGUCAAAUGUUGCAAUUCACGUUUUGAAUGGGAGAUAUGGAAGGUUAUAUUUGGGAUGUCAGAUGUAUUAUAGUAGGCCACUUUUAGAAUGACAUUUCUUGUCAAAUUGGGGUUAUCUUCGUAUAUUAUAGCAAAACAUAGGAUGUUCCUCAACAUAUCAAACCCUCCGUAUGCCACUUUUAUUCAUACUUUCACACCAUCUUCCAAAAAACCCCUCCCCGCUUGAGAUGUGAACAUAUUUGUCUAAGUCGCGCAUUCCUCGCUUGUAUUCCCAUAUCGGUUAUAUCUGAUUGUUUGGUAUCCACAAACAUCGGAAUCCUAGCCACAGCGAAUGCAAAUGAGGAAUGACCUUUGACGAGAAACAUUAAAUGCCGAGACAAGGGCUGAAUGUAUAUGAGGGGACAGACAGGGGGGGGGGCGCAAGAAAAUCGACUCACCACCUCCGUCUUCCCUCCUCACCUGCGCGAUGUUGUUUUUGAGUGUAGUUUGUUUGAAGAUAUCAUGUCCUCUAUUGUAGCACCAAAGUAAAGGAUACCGUGUCCUCUGCUGUAUCACUAAGCAGCAAGAUACCACCGCUCUCUAUUGUAAUAUCGUUUUAUCAGCUGGCUUGCCAGCUCAUUUUCUCUUUUAGCACAUUUUAUUCUUAUCGCGAGCCGAAACGAAGAAGUUUUGGUUUCCUUGUAUGUUUAUAAACUCUCAAAGGUUUCGGCCGUUCAUCUGGCGGCACUAAUGCGAGAUAUCUGCUCAUUGUUUACGGCAUAGGGUCUUCUGUUGUAUUUACGCGAACGGCUACAAAAUCUGCUUAUCUGAUUGGAAAACUUUUACUUUUAGCUCUUUAGAACAACAUGUUCUGGUAUUCAAAUUAAUUUUCGUGUUAGGACCCUUGUUCCCAUAGUAAAAAGUUCUCAGAUGACCUUAUUGUCUCCCUCACCGGAUCAAUUAACCGGAUGUCAGAGGUGGCAGAAUCAAUGCAAAUCGUGUGUAAACAUCGCUCUUUGCUAUCGCCUCGUCCUCCUCGCUUUCUUUCUCUAAACGGCGACGUCUUUCUGAGGGACCUUAUAGGGAAUAGGCCAUAUUAUAAUAAUCGUCCGAUCUAUUUAAAUGCGACUUUUUUGAAUAAUUUCGAUAUUUUUAGCAGUUUUUUACUGAAUUUAUUAUUUUCUGUUUGUUGGGUGGGGAGAAUAGUCUUCUUGUGUGGACUUUUCUUAUAAUUUACUUAUUAAUUUUUUGGGUUUUUAUUGCAAAAACUAUUUUUAUAGCUUUGAGAACAUUGUAUAUACGAAAAGACUCUUGAAGACAUUGGGAAUACAUUCCCUUCUCAGGCAUGAUUCACUCCUAUAAAAACGAUACUGUACAUUAAAUCAAAAAUGUGUUUUCGUAUCUUUAUAUUCAGUCCAAAUUAGCUUUCGUAUCUGUAUAUUGAGUCAAAUUAAUUCUGAUAUUGCAUAUUGAGCCAUAAUAUUUUUUCGUAAUGUACUACGGCAAAAUUUUACUCUUAUAAGGCAUAAUUUUUACUGUCAUAUGACAUAUAUAUGAGGUUGAACCAAAAGUAACGGGACACUUUCCAUUUAUUUUUCAGCUAGAAAGUUACGUAAAUGAAGCUAAAUUUCAUGAUUCUUAAUUCCAGGCUACUUGUACGCUACGCCGCGACCCAAUGCGAUAAUGAACGGUGACCCCAAGGGACCUUUGCCACCCAAUUGGGACAUCUCUUACACGGAUUCGGGGGAAAAGUACUUCAUCGAGUAAGUUUGACUGUUUUUUUGAAUUUACUACAAUUAAAAGUCAACAUUGUUGUUUAUUGCAAUUCAAUAGCACGAAGCGUGCUACGUUCGAAGUGUUACUUCUGUUCCAAAUUUGUCAUACACUAAAAAUAAAAUUUUUAUGGGCUUAAAAGAGUUAUGUUUGUAACAUUUCAUGCUUAUAGAUUUAAAAAUUAUAGAAACGUUUUAACACUUUAAGGUGAUUUACAUAAAGAUUCUUAUUAAGAUUGAUACCUAUACACAACUUAAAUAACAUAACUUUAGAAUCCACCUAAAAACCGAAAAAUGUAUAUAAAAUUACGAUUUACUCUGUUAAUUUCAGUCAUAACAACGGUACAACACAGUGGAACGAUCCCCGAGAUACGGUUGUCUCGAACGGACACACCAAUGGGUACCCCUUCCUUAACGGCACGGCUAAUGACACCUUCAAAUUGAGUAGUAAUGGCUACGAAGAAGCACUUCCCGAUGGCUGGGAGAAGGUCGAGGACGAAGUUCACGGCACGUUCUACGUCGAGUAAGUCUGUUUAUUCGUUUGUUAAUGUCUAAAAGAGUCCUUAAUGCCGUCCUCUGGGCUAAUUCAAUUCGUUUACAAUCUUGACCACUCCAAGAACGCCGCAGGAAAUUGUUUGAGGCAUUGUUGGCGACGGCAUGAUUAGCGUAGUAAUUGUUCUCCGCCAUAGUGCAUGUCGUAUUUCGGGGAGGGAGAAGAUGUCGUGGGGGAAUGGGUUUAUCUUCUACUUGUGGAUAUCUACUUUCUAUAGAUUUGAGUGAUAUGAGUAGUGAAUCCUUGAUUUAUGUUUAUUUACAGUAAAGUUUGAAUAGCUUUUUCGUCAAUCAUAACGUUUUUACUUCGAAAACCACAAAGCUUGGUUACUGUCAAUUAAAUAUUAAAGAGAUUAACUAUCAGUCUGUCACUUUACGUAAUUGAAGCUCAUUUUCGAAAGUCGCAAUUCAUUUAGGGCCGAGAUUUGAGUUUAGUGGGUAAUAAAUCCCGGCCUUGAAGCUCGCCACCGUGGGCCUGAGGCUGAAUUGUCGCCGAUUUUAUUUGUUUAACGGUUUGUUUUCGGGAUUUCUCGCCUCUUAACAGUAUGAUUUCUCGUUUUCCCUCCGGGCAUUUGGUAAUUAAUCUUGUCCGCAACUUGAAUCAAGCUCGUUUUAUUCCCUUUAUUUCAUCUUAAGACCCCUCAGGCCGUUUACCAGGACACACCGCACAAAGCCCGCUUGUUGAGACAUUGGUCCACACAUGAUGCGCCUGAUGGGGCCAUAGUCGGUUUCAUGCGACGCUUCAAACGGCGACAACAAAAUGCCAAGUCCAAUGGAGGGUUGCCGAGUCGCUUCGUGAGCGGUAGCGUGCCGUCGCUUCUACAACAUCCUCCCCUAGAUACCUCUGCCUUGAUUAGAAAUUUGGUCUACUCUCAAAGGUUUGGACGCUUUCAGAAGCGCAGUUCAUUAGCAAUGUUUACUUGGCCGAGCCAAAGCUUAAAAGAUUAAAACUUUUUAUAUUUUAUGAGCUAUCAAUCACUUGUGUUUAGAUACAAUGACAUGUUGAAGGUGCUUGUUUUAAUAUCAUAAAACAAGCCUUAUCUUGGAGACGUUUUAAUGGGUAGAAGAUGACUUUACGUAAUGUAAACAAAGCAUUAUUUUAGUGACAAGGACACUUUUAGUUUUGAUCAAAAACUUAAAAAUUACUUAAUCAAUUCUAAAAACUAACUAAACUUAAACUUUUCAGCCACAUAAACAAACGAACACAGUACGAGCGUCCGUCUAAGCAGAAUGGCUACGUUGAGACGGGGGUAUCGCCCAACUCUUCGGAACCAUUACUACCUGCGCCAGUACAGCAUGGGCACGCUGGAACGUCAAACGAAAACGGAUGGCACGUUAACGGUAGCGGAUUCACAUGUGAUCCUGCUCAGCUUAAGGGCGAACUCAUCACAACACGUCUGACCAAAGGUCCUCAAGGUCUCGGCUUCACGUUGGUGGGGAACGACAGACAUUCCAUUCAAAACGAGUUUAUUCAAAUCAAAAGCGUUUUGCCUCGAGGGCCUGCAGCGCUGGAUAAUGUUCUACAUACAGGCGACGUACUGGUCUAUGUCAACAACGAGCUUAUGCUAGGGGCUAGUCAGGACACGGCCUGUAGGUUGCUGAGGUCUGUGGGGGUUGGUGAGACUGUCACGAUUCAGAUUUGUCGUGGAUACCCACUGAUACUGGAUCACACAAACAAAGUAAGAGUUUGCUUAAAUUAACAGCUACUUGAUGCUAUUGCUAAAAUAAUGUCAUAACUUCAUUUUACAAGAAAAUAAUGUAAUAUUUUAGGUUUAUGACGAAGCCAUAUAUUCUUCAACUUACGCUCAAACCAACUUCCAAGCACGAAACUCUGAGAGAAUCGAAAUCAUGAUAUCCAAAAGCCAAGGUGGCUUUGGCUUCACAAUCACUGACAGCCUACAAGGUCAGAGGGUGAAGAGCGUGAUGAAGCCAGAUCAGUGUCCCAACCUGUUAGAAGGUGACUUGAUCAUAGAGGUUGACGGAGUCAACGUGCUCGGUAUGAGUCAUGUUCAAUUGGUGCAAUUUUUACACGAACUGCCUAUUGGGUACAGUACGACGAUCAUUGUGACAAGGCAAUCGCCGAGGUUAGGGUACGUAAUAGCAUGGAUUUAAAGAAGAUAUCGACUAAACGUGCAUAUUUGAAGUCAUGAACAAAGUAAUGAGUUAAAAAUUGUCUUACAUAAUAUUUCAAAAGGAACAUUUUUAGAAGGUCGCGAACGCCAACAGCCGGCUUCAAGUUUGGGGAAAAAACGAGGAGUACUCCGCUGCCAUCUCUAGGACCGCGCUCUAAAACCCCAGCACCAAGCCUAAAGAGAAACAACUAUCAACAGUCAACGUUACAAAGAGUAAGUUAUUACCUAAAAUCUUUUUAAUUACUUUAAUCACUUUAGUAUUAAUCUUUAUCUUUCAAUCUAACACACCUUAAUUUAGUCUCUGCACGAUGAAAUGAUAGAUGAAUUCGCCCAACUACGAGGAACAAUGACCAGAAAUGGCUUCUCCUCAACUCCUGACUACAUUCCGAUAUCGUCGUUGUCUCCGAUGAUAGAUUCUACCUACAAGUUUAUCACCGUGAACUUGAUUCAACACAACGGUGGAUUCGGCUUCCGACUGGUCGGGGGAGUAGAGAUGGGUGUACCACUCAAAGUUGGCAGUGUGGUGAAAGGUGGAGCAGCUUUUCAAGAUGGUCGACUGAGAGAAGAAGACGAGAUUUGUGAAAUCGACGGCAAAAAUGUUGUCGGUUUUCAACACGAUGUUGUUGUAGCCUUGAUAAAACAAGCUGCACUGCGAGGCUAUGUCAAAAUUCUGGUCAAGCGACGUCAGCGAGGUACGGUGUUUUAAGAUUUCAAACUUAUUAAUGAUUUAAGGUUUAUAUAAGUAUUCUUAUAUCGUUUUUUAUUUAUGAUAACAGAAACGUUUUCAGACAACUAUGGCACCCUCAGAUCUAACUAUCAGGUAUCAAACUACGCUGAUCCCCGUCAAUUUCUACCAUCCUCUUUAGUGUAUGAUGUCGUACUCAACAAGAACGAGCACGAAGACUUUGGUUGCACGAUCGUCCCAGGAAUCUACAGAUUCAUCGGUAAAGUGAUCCCCAACUCUCCGGCUGCACGGUCAGGCCGGCUACAGGCUGGGGACUGUGUGGUAGCCAUAAACGGACUAGCUACAGACGAAAUGUCUCAUCAAGAUGUCAUAAACUAUGUCAAGUCCUGCAGAAAAAGCAUAGUGUUUACUAUCGACCCCACCAAACAGAGGAAUCUGCUCAUGGGAGAUGGCUCUGCAUCCCCCAUGUCCAUCCUACGAGAUACUCAUUCACCUAUCAGCACGACUAACAUAGUGCAAGGCAAUGGCCUACAGUACUUAAAUGGUGUUGAAAAGGUAAUAUACUUUGCUGAAUGACAUUUUCAUACAACGUAAUUCUCAAAUGACAUUUUAAAUUGACUUUUUCAGGAUUUCAAGCAGAUCCAGCUCGAACUAAAGAAAGGUGCUAAAGGCUUUGGAUUCUCGAUCCGUGGAGGGUUCGAAUUCGAGAAUAUGCCAUUGUUUAUUCUUCGCAUCGCCGAAGAUGGACCCGCUGCUCAAGAAGGUACCUUACGGGUUGGUGACCAGCUCGUGGAGAUCAACGGAGAAUCGACCGCCGGUAUGACCCAUCAGAAAGCCAUAUCACUCAUUAGGGAACAAAACGUCGUUCGACUGGUCGUUAGUCGCCCGCAUGUACCUAAGUAA
This is a messenger RNA of Bursaphelenchus okinawaensis, 8183 nucleotides long. The record is from the annotation of a GenBank genome assembly. NCBI's taxonomy places the organism in Eukaryota, Metazoa, Nematoda, Chromadorea, Rhabditida, Aphelenchoididae.